AUGGCUAAAGAAUGGGUUCGUGUUUCUCCCCCGAUGAUUUCUAAGAGAUGUAACACUGCGGCUUCAGUUCUAGGCGGUAAGAUCUACGUUAGAAAUCAUUCCCCUUCUCAUCAUACUGCUGAUAGUUGGAGUGAGGUUUUUGAUCCGGUCAAUAGAAAAUGGGAAACUUUACCUAAUCCUCCAAGUUAUCACCAUGAUUGUCUGAUCAUUUAUGCGGUUCUUGAGAAUCCCGACAGGAUUAUUGUAGCUUUCCGCGUACCCAAAGACACCUAUUCUGCUAUCUUCUAUGAGUACAGUGUGCAUGAUAGAUCUUGGAAAGAGCUUGCACCUGCAAGGCGAAAACUACACCCUAUGUGUCGUAGGGGCUGGCUAGAAAGACCUCUAAGUGUGAGUAAUACACUGUAUUGGGUCGAACACAAACAUGACGUAAACAUAUUGAUUGCCUAUGACUUGAAGUUGGAUGUGUGGCUAGAAGGGCGUGUUGAAGGUCUUGAAAGUUCUUGUUUACCCGACUGUGAAGUCACCGGAGGUCCUGGACUUCCUAGCUUGGUCCACCUAGAGAGGGAGAGGUUCUGCGUUUUAGAAUGUAGGCUAGAUGAUUAUCUUCAUUGUAUGGCGAUCGAUGUUUCUCGUAUGAACGAUGGGACUUUAGGAAUAUCAGUUGCUUGGAGCAUAAAUAUAAGGUGGAACCAAAGCUACGCAAGGGAAUACCCCAUGUGUUAA
This is a messenger RNA of Corylus avellana, 723 nucleotides long. NCBI's taxonomy places the organism in Eukaryota, Viridiplantae, Streptophyta, Magnoliopsida, Fagales, Betulaceae. The record is from RefSeq and is a predicted model, not a curated record.